Molecule: messenger RNA, 738 nt
Organism: Vespula pensylvanica (western yellowjacket)
Lineage: Eukaryota; Metazoa; Arthropoda; Insecta; Hymenoptera; Vespidae
Product: phospholipid phosphatase 6
Exons: 5
Coding region: 93-719 (208 amino acids)
Molecular function (GO): sphingosine-1-phosphate phosphatase activity
Source: RefSeq, a predicted model, not a curated record
UUUUUUUGCAAAUUUCUAAAUUGCUAUAAAGAUAACGUAAAACUGUGAUAAUAUUUUUUGGGCGUGAUCAUUCGAAAAUUUAUUCAACAAUUAUGGAUCAGGAAGAAAAACGACAAGUCCCUUCGUUUUUGAAAAAGAUUUUAGAUCUUGAUGUUUAUUUAACAAAGGUUUUUGUAAAUACAUUUGAAAAAUAUGUAUUGAUAAAGCAGCUCCAAACACAUUAUAAAGCAUUAGAGAUAUCAUGCCAUGGAAUUCCUUGGAUUGCUUUGACAUUAGCUUCUAUAUGGAUUUUUCAUCUUACAUCUCUUUAUCAACUACAAGUUAAUCUUUUUAUAGGUUUCUUAAUUGAUAUAUUGUUAGUUACAAUAUUGAAAGCAUUAACAAGAAGAAGACGUCCAGCGGUUAAUGACGAUCCAUUUUCGAUAGGGCCUGACAAAUAUUCUUUUCCAUCUGGUCAUGCUUCUCGUUGUACUUUUAUUGUCUACUAUUUUUUGUAUUUGUGGCCAAUAUCUGUCAUUUUUGCACCAUCAUUAUUAGUUUGGUGUACUUGCGUAUGUUUGUCUAGACUUUUAAUGAGACGACAUAAUAUACUUGAUGUUCUUGUUGGAAUAGUUUUAGGCAUUCUUGAGGGAAUGUUUAUUGGUUAUUUAUAUUUAAGUCAAGAUACAUGUAUAAAUUUAGUAACUUGGAUUACAAACGAAAAAAUAGAUGAUGUAUAAAUUGAUUGAUAUUUAAAUA